Molecule: messenger RNA, 966 nt
Organism: Fimicolochytrium jonesii
Lineage: Eukaryota; Fungi; Chytridiomycota; Chytridiomycetes; Spizellomycetales; Powellomycetaceae
Exons: 2
Coding region: 1-966 (321 amino acids)
Cellular component (GO): Golgi apparatus
Molecular function (GO): antiporter activity
Source: RefSeq, a predicted model, not a curated record
AUGUUGUCCACCGCUCCGCCCACUUUACUCGCGACGGGUAUCUACCUCGGCCUCUACUUCAGCUUCAACCUCUCGCUCACGCUGUACAAUAAGAUAAUUUUUUCGUCGUUCGCGUUUCCGUUUCCGUGGACGCUCACGGCGAUACAUACGCUAUGUGGGACGAUUGGGUGCUAUAUGUGUGCUGCGACGGGGAUUUUCACCCCCGCGGUGCUGAGUACGAAGGAGAAGGGGGUCAUGGUCGCGUUUUCCACGCUGUAUACGGUGAAUAUUGCGAUUAGCAAUGUGUCGUUGAAUUUGGUGACCGUCCCGUUCCACCAAGUCGUCCGGUCCACCGUCCCACUCUUCACAAUCGUACUCUCGGCGCUCUUCCUCCGCAAGCAUUACUCGCGCGCCAUCUACCUCUCCCUCCUGCCAACCGUAUGUGGCGUCGUCCUCGCCACCUCCGCCGACUAUACGUUCACAACCCUCGGUUUCAUCCUCACCCUCCUCGGCACCGUCCUCGCAGCGAUCAAAACCAUCGCCACAAAUCACGUCCAAGUAGGCCCGCUCAAGCUACAUCCACUGGAUCUGCUGCUGCGCAUGUCCCCUUUGGCGUUUAUCCAGACGGUUGCGUGGAGUUAUAUCACGGGUGAGGCGCCAAAGGUUGGCGCGUGGGUGGCAGAGGGCAAUCUGAGGUUUGCGGUGGUCGCCGCCUUGGUGGUGAAUGGAGCGCUGGCGUUUGGGUUGAAUGUGGCGAGCUUUGUGGCGAAUAGGAAUACGGGCGCUUUGACGAUGUGUGUUGCCGGUGAAUAUCCAUUGCUGCUUUUCGGUCGCAGGCUCGCCAGUUGCGGGUGUUCGAAAAUGCAGCCGUUUGACGCCAUUCUCCUCUUGUGCUCUCAGGCAACGUCAAGCAAGUGCUUUCCAUCGUUCUCUCGGUGGCGAUCUUCAAUUUGUCCAUCACCACUCAGAAUGCCGCAGGAAUUAUGA